AAGGCCCAAACAUCGGGGGAGGGGGGGAUUAAGAGAAUAUUUACAGCAUUCUGUCCAUAUUUUCAACUGACAUUAGAAAAUCUGAUGUAUCCCCUGAUGUUUGUCAAACUCUUGUGUUUUUUAAGAAACAAACGUCAGAAUCCCUCGUUUUCUCGUCGGCGUGUUAAACCAGCAGCUUGGAGUUUCAAUGGCAGCUCGAAUGCAGACACUCGCUCAGCCCAAACCCAACCUUUGCAGAUAUCCAGAUCGCCGAUCUGUUUACUGGCUGGAUAAACUGCCACGACACAGGACUGAAUCCACUACAAAAAUUGAGUUAACACCUCGUUGGUCCGACUUAGCCCUAAGUAAAAUGUUCUACCAUCAAGUCGUAAUCUCUCCCAUCUGGGAGGUGAGUAGAUGGGCUCUCAGGGCCGUGCCGUCGGAGCGGUUGUGUGUUCUGGCCCAGCCUCGAGCCCCUGCAGCAGGCUGGCAGCCUCAGCGCCCUCUGCCCACUCCUCUGAGCAGAGGAUCACAGACAGCCGUGGCCUCCUCACGGCUCUGCCAGCUCGCCCAGGCGAAGAGACGACAGGUUCAGGUGGGACCCAGCUGCGGACCUAAACCUCGACCCAAAACCCGCCUGCCAUUAAAAGCCUCUGCUCGUGUAGAGCUACUGGCCGCCCCAAAGCAAAACCAUCAGAAGUGGGAAGGAGAGCGCUCAGUGUGCUGGCCCGUCUCCAGAGCAGCCAGGAGCUGCGUAGCUACACAGAGGGUGGUUGAGCUGUCCUGCCCUAAGACGAGGACCGCUCUGUUCCAGGGUUAUGACCCGUACGUUGUUAGCCGGGCAGCUCUGUCUGCCAGCCCCACUCCUCGAGUACAGGAACUCAGUCUGCCCCUGCCCCGCAAAUGUAUCUCCAGGGAAUAACUCCGAGGAACUGUCUCCUCUCACUUCAUGAGAUCGAGUUUGCUUCAGAUGACAAAAGUUUCCCGUUUGUUGUGAUAGAAAUACACGAGUCAUCUGUUUUCAUUUCUCCCCCUUGGACUUGCUCCUCUGCAGUGUGUAGCCUGCAGUAUGACUGGUUUCCUCACGACUUCAUUCAAACUGAAAUAAAAAGCUGCAUUAGUCUAAA
Messenger RNA from Austrofundulus limnaeus, 1106 nucleotides. RefSeq names its product sperm microtubule associated protein 2 (gene spmap2). Lineage: Eukaryota; Metazoa; Chordata; Actinopteri; Cyprinodontiformes; Rivulidae. Gene Ontology annotation, biological process: spermatogenesis. The transcript is spliced from 6 exons. The record is from RefSeq and is a predicted model, not a curated record. The coding region runs from base 188 to 901 and encodes 237 amino acids.